AUGGGCACGGACUGUGCACCUUGCCUUGCAGACAGUGAGGCACCCGGAGCAUUCAUGAUCGACAUUAAUAGACUUUUUAGCACAGACAAGAAGGAUGCUGUGGCAUUCUACAAGCAAGAACACGACCUGACGGCGGACGAGAGACAGGAGUUGCAUCAGUUCUUCGAGGGAACGUACAAGACGACCACGGUCGCCAAGUCGUUUGUGGGUAUUGCGGCAGGGCUAACGAUGGUCUGGCUUGCCCGCCGUAAGCGAAAGAUCAGUCCCGUUUACGCUAUGGCGGGAGGCAUCGGUAUUUCGGCGUUCGUGUUCAGCUACAUGACGCCGACCAUAUACCAGAGCAAGCUUCAGGAGCUUGAGAAACGGUUCGGGAAGGAUUCCAAGGUAUACAAGGUCGUGGAGGUUACACCAGAGGGCGCAGAGUACUCAUACUACUGGUCGGAGUACUUUAACAACUCCAUACUCGACCAGACCGUGAGACUGAAAGACCCUUCAAAACCGCCCGCAGCGGACAACGACGUUGAGUUUGUGGACGCCAACGUCUCGUUUGGCCAUCGCUCCAUUGAGGACCACCUCAUUGAGGACAACCCUGCCACUGCCAAAGGAUCUAGCUGGGAGAAGGUGAGGGCGCAGAACCAGCAAACGGUGGAGAAGAAGGAGUAA
Molecule: messenger RNA, 663 nt
Organism: Pichia membranifaciens NRRL Y-2026
Lineage: Eukaryota; Fungi; Ascomycota; Pichiomycetes; Pichiales; Pichiaceae
Exons: 1
Coding region: 1-663 (220 amino acids)
Source: RefSeq, a predicted model, not a curated record